AUGCUGCUGUCCUCCUCUGGCUUUGAUCGUAGAACUGUUGGCAGGAGUUUGCACGUUGACCUUGUCGUCCUGGCUGGAUUCCAUCGUGAAUGGCCAUCGCUGCUGAAGUACUACAGCCACACAGAUGGUGUUAGCUGGUUUGAAGAGUACAAAGCACGGCACAAUGCUGGCCUGGAAGCCCAGAGAAUUGUAGCUUCAUUCUCCAAAAGGUUCUUUUCAGAACAUGUCCCCUGUGAUGGGUUCAGUGACAUUGAGACUCUUGGGUGCCCAAGUCAUUUUUUUGAGGAUGAGCUGAUGUGUAUCCUUAACAUGGAAGGAAGGAAAGGUCUCACUUGGAAGUACUAUGCAAAGAAAAUUCUCUACUUCCUACGGCAACAGAACAUCCUAAAAAACCUGAAGGAGUAUCUUCAGCGCCCGACUGAUCGGCAGUCGUUUCUGGAGGGUGCUGUUUUAAUCGAUCAGUACUGUAACCCCCUGUCAGACAUCUGCUUAAAGAGUGUCCAGGCACAAGUGGAUGAUAUCACAGACAAAGUGCGCAAAGUCCUGCGGACAAGGAACCCGCGGCACCCCAGCUUGGCUUCCAAGGCAGGAGAGGUCCUGAUUCCAGAAGUGGAGCUUCAGCGGCAGGUACUUGAUGCUAUGAAUUGUGUCCUAUAUGAGCAGUUGAAAUACAAAGGGAAUGAACUGGAUUACUACAACUCCCUGAAUUCAUACAUUCACCAGGUUUUGAUCCGCAGGACAGGAAUUCCCAUCAGCUUGUCUGUGCUGUAUUUAACAAUUGCCAGGCAGCUGGGAGUCAAGCUUGAACCAGUGAACUUCCCUAGCCAUUUUCUGCUGCGAUGGUGUCAAGGAAAGGAAGGAAGCACUGAUAUUUUUGACUACACCUACAUUGAUGCCUUUGGGAAGGGGAAGCAGCUGACAGUGAAGGAGUGCGAGUACCUUAUUGGCCACCAUGUGACAGAAGAGUUCUAUGGAGUGGUGACUUCAAAAGAGGUCUUGCAGCGGAUGGUGGGGAAUCUCUUAAACCUUGGCAAGCGAGAAAGCACUGAUCAGUCUUACCAGCUCUUGAGAGACUCAUUGGAUCUAUACCUGGCCAUGUAUCCGGACAAUGUGCAGCAUCUAAUGCUCCAGGCUAGGUUAUACUUCCACCUGGGAAUCUGGCCAGAAAAGGUUCUGGACAUCUUGCAGCAUAUUCAAGCUUUGGACCCAUCCCAGCAUGGGGCCGUUGGGUACCUAGUUCAACAUACCCUGGAGCACAUUGAGCGGCGGAAGGAGGAGGUGGGACCCGAAGUGAAGCACCGUUCAGAUGAGAAGCACAAGGAGGUCUGCUUUUCCAUCGGGCUGAUUAUGAAACACAAGAGAUAUGGCUACAACUGUGUGAUUUAUGGCUGGGAUCCUGCCUGCAUGAUGGGGCAUGAGUGGAUCCGGAACAUGAACGUCCACAGCCUUCCACACGGCCCCCACCAGCCUUUCUACAACGUACUAGUGGAAGAUGGCUCUUGCAGAUAUGCUGCUCAAGAGAACCUGGAAUACAACUCUGAGCCUCGGGAGAUCCCUCACCCUGACAUCGGCCGCUAUUUCUCGGAGUUUACUGGCAUUCACUACCUAGCAAAUACCGAGCUAGAAAUUCGGUACCCAGAGGAUUUGGAGCUCACACGUGCCACAGUUCAGAAGAUCUACAAUUCAGGCAAGGAGUGAAUGCAAAAGGCACCGUGAGGACAGAAGCAGCUGGAGUGUAGCUUUACCCUCUUUGCAAAACUUGCGUGGAAGGCAAGUUUGGUGACAAUCCUUUGGCUUAAUGCAUUGAAAAUUGCAUUGAACUUUGUUAACUGGUGCUAUAGCAUCUUUCUGUUGCCUGCCUGCCCAUUCUGGCCCAAAGGCACAGGGACACAUUGGUAGUUGAGGCCAAGCUUAAGGAUCUUGCAGGGACAGUCGUGUUGAGAAGCGUGUUGUCCUCUGGAAGGAUUUGCACAUCCUACUCGUUCUGUGAUUGUCUUGCCUAGAAGGUCAACUCAGUGAUAUCC
Messenger RNA from Nestor notabilis (Kea), 2024 nucleotides. RefSeq names its product F-box protein 21 (gene FBXO21). The transcript has 12 exons. Gene Ontology annotation, molecular function: DNA binding. Lineage: Eukaryota; Metazoa; Chordata; Aves; Psittaciformes; Psittacidae. The coding region runs from base 1 to 1698 and encodes 565 amino acids. The record is from RefSeq and is a predicted model, not a curated record.